Ctenocephalides felis (cat flea) is the source of this 3569-nucleotide messenger RNA. Its product is annotated as membrane-associated protein Hem-like. The transcript is spliced from 2 exons. The record is from RefSeq and is a predicted model, not a curated record. Lineage: Eukaryota; Metazoa; Arthropoda; Insecta; Siphonaptera; Pulicidae. Gene Ontology annotation, cellular component: SCAR complex. Bases 189 to 3569 code for a protein of 1126 amino acids. Gene Ontology annotation, biological process: cell morphogenesis; cortical actin cytoskeleton organization; cell migration.
CACAAAUCAAGAUGAAGUAGCUUGUCAAAAUGUUGUGUUGAUUAAUUAAUUAAUUUUUAUAAUAACAAGUGCAUUUGUUGAUAUGUGAUGCUGUGCAGAAUAAAUACAAGAUAUGACAUAUUAAACGAGUGGAUAAAUGUAAUCAAUUUAACAAUUAACUGUGGAGUACAAAUUAAAAAAUAACAAUCAUGUCUAGACAAUUAAACCCAUCGCAGCAAAAACUUGCUGAAAAAUUGAUCAUUUUAAAUGAUCGAGGAAUUGGCAUGCUAACCAGAAUCUAUAACAUCAAAAAAGCUUGCGGAGAUGCCAAAUCUAAACCUGGAUUUCUAUCUGAUAAAAAUUUAGAGUCGUCAAUCAAAUACAUUGUCAGACGGUUUCCAAAUGUUGACAUAAAAGGACUUCAAGCAAUAACCAAUAUUAAAAAUGAAAUAAUCAAGUCUUUGUCACUGUAUUACUACACAUUUGUUGACUUACUUGAUUUUAAAGACAAUGUUUGCGAAUUAUUAACUACAAUGGAUGCCUGCCAAGUCCAUUUAGAUUUGACAUUAAAUUUUGAACUCACUAAAAACUAUCUGGAUUUAGUAGUGACUUAUGUCUCUCUCAUGAUCUUAUUAUCUCGUGUAGAAGAUCGAAAGGCUGUACUAGGCUUGUUUAAUGCAGCUCAUGAGAUGUUGAACAAUCAAAGUGAUCACAGUUUUCCUAGAUUAGGCCAAUUGAUUGUAGAAUAUGAUAUGCCUGUGAAAAAACUUGCUGAAGAAUUUGUUCCGCAUCAAAAAUUACUUGUGAGUGCUUUGACUUCCCUUUGUACAAUUUACCCAAACAGAAAUCUCACUGCAGAUAGUUGGAGAGCCGACCAAAAACUUAGUUUAGUAGGUAAUCCUGGUCAAUUAUUAAAAGCAUCUCUAACUGAAACCAUGUCCUGUGAGUUCUUGUCUCUAGAAGUUUUGGAACGAUGGAUAAUUUUUGGUUUUAUGCUUGCGCAUACAACAUUACAACAGAAUGAUAAAGCUUUGAAAACUUGGAUUGGUGCUUUAGAAUCCAAUUGGGUAAUUGCUUUGUUUCGUGAUGAAGUUAUAUACAUUCAUGCGUACAUUCAAAAUCAUUUUGAUGGUAUGAAAGGGUACAGCAAACGAAUUAAUGAAGUGAAAGAUUGUUACAAUCAUGCAAUUCAGAAAGCAAUUUAUAAACACAGAGAGCGAAGAAAAUUUCUUAGAACUGCGCUCAAAGAACUAGGUUUAAUAUUAACUGAUCAACCAGGAUUGUUAGGACCCAAAGCUUUGUUGAUUUUCAUGGGAUUAUGUUAUGCGAGGGAUGAAGUUUAUUGGCUAUUGAGACAUCAUGACAAUUUACCACAACAAAAGGGUAAAAAUAAGUCAACAGAUGACAUGGCCGAUAGACAGCUUCCAGAAUUGCUGUUUCAUAUGGAAGAAUUACGCAUUUUAGUAAGAAAGUACAGUCAAGUUAUGCAAAGAUACUAUGUGCAAUACUUAUCGGGAUAUGAUGCAAUACAGUUAAACAUUUUGAUGCAAAAUUUGCAAGUUGUUUGUCCUGAAGAUGAAAGCUCAAUUCUUUCAUCAUUAUCCACUACCAUUACUAACCUUUCAGUUAAACAGGUUGAAGACAAUGAGAUUUUUGACUUCAGAGCAUUUCGAUUAGACUGGUUGAGACUGCAAGCAUAUACUUCUCUUGGUAAAAGUUCUAUGGCUUUGAGCAAUCAUCGUGAUCUAGCUGUUUUCCUUGAUCUGGUCACAUUUCAUACUAAAAUGGUUGAUAAUUUAGAUGAAUUAAUGGUUGAAACCUCUGAUCUUUCAAUAUUCUGUUUUUAUAGCAAAAUAUUUGAAGAGCAAUUCCACAUGUGUCUGGAAUUUCCAGCACAAAACAGAUUUAUUAUAGCGUUUCCACUGAUUUGCAGCCAUUUCCAAAAUUGUACACAUGAGUUAUGCCCAGAAGAGAGACAUCACAUAAGGGAAAGAAGUUUGUCAGUAGUGAACAUGUUUCUGGACGAAAUGGCAAAGGAAGCUAAAAAUAUUAUAACAACAAUAUGCGAUGAACAGUGCAAUAUGAGUGACAAAUUACUGCCUAAGCAUUGUGCGGUCUUAAUUACACAGGCAGUAAAUCGUAAAAAGAAAGACAAAAAUAAGAAAAAUCUAUAUGAAAUUUCUAAUCCAGGAAUAGAAAGCUAUCGCAAGACUCGUGAAGAUUUAACAACCAUGGAUAAAUUACACAUGGCUCUAACAGAAUUGUGUUAUGCAAUCAAUUAUUGUCCAACAGUUAAUGUAUGGGAAUACACAUUUGCCCCUCGUGAAUAUUUGCAUCAGCAUAUAGAAAACCGGUUUGCCAGAGCUUUGGUUGGAAUGGUAAUGUACAAUCAAGAUACGAGUGAAAUAGCUAAACCUUCAGAAUUAUUAGUGUCAGUGCGAGCUUAUAUGAAUGUUCUGCAAACUAUCGAGAAUUAUGUACAUAUUGACAUAACCAGAGUUUUCAACAAUGCCCUACUACAACAAACGCAAGCUGUGGAUAGCCAUGGGGAGAAAACUAUUGCCUCUCUGUAUACUCAAUGGUACUCUGAAGUACUGUUGCGCAGAGUUAGUGCAGGAAACAUAGUAUUUUCAAUGAAUCAAAGAGCUUUUGUAAGCAUAAAUCCUGAGGGAGCUAUACCUUCAAACCCUGAAGAAUUUUCAGAUAUCAAUGAGCUCCGGGCCUUAGCUGAAUUAAUCGGGCCUUACGGCAUGAAGCAGUUGAAUGAAACACUCAUGUGGCAUAUUGGGAGUCAAGUCCAAGAGUUGAAAAAACUUGUAUUCAAUAAUAAAGAAAUAUUGAUAUCUUUACGAACACAUUUUGAUAAACCUGAAGUCAUGAAGGAGCAGUUCAAAAAGCUACAAAAUGUGGACAAUGUUUUGCAGCGCAUGACUAUAGUAGGUGUAAUUCUAAGUUUCCGGCAGCUGGCUCAAGAAUCUUUAGUAGACGUGUUAGAACAGCGUAUACCAUUUUUAUUAAGUUCUAUCAAGGACAUUAAACAUCAUUUGCCAAGUGGAGACCCAAUGAAAAUUGUUUCUGAGAUGUCAUCGGCAGCAGGUUUGACUUGUAAAGUAGAUCCAACUCUAGCAAAUGCUUUGAGGCAGCAGAAGUCAGAACACGAGGAGGAUGAACAUUUGUUAGUAUGCUUAUUGAUGGUUUUUGUAGCUGUUUCUAUUCCAAAAUUAGCAAGAAGCGAUCAAUCUUUCUACCGAGCAAGUUUGGAAGGCCAUACUAACAAUAUGCAUUGUAUGGCUUUAGCCAUUAAUAAUAUUUUUGGUGCUUUGUUUACUACUUGUGGACAGGGUGAUAUUGAAGAUAGGAUGAAGGAAUUUUUAGCACUAACAUCAUCAAGUUUACUAAGAUUAGGACAAGAGGCCGAUAAAGAAGCAGUCAAAAACAGAGAAAGUGUUUAUCUGCUUUUAGAUCAAAUAGUACAAGAAUCACCAUUUUUAACAAUGGAUUUAUUAGAGUCGUGCUUCCCAUAUGCACUUAUUAGAAAUGCUUAUCAUGCAGUGUACAAGCAAGAGCAACUCGGCGGGCUAUACAUCUAA